AUUUACGGAGCAGUUGCCGGAUAGCAGAUGCUUUCCGAUGGAAAGGCAACAAGCUGGCGUCUGCUAGCAACCUGCAUGAGAGCAAUACACCGUCACUGUCUUCGUGCGUUUAACCACGCUGUAGCUAAAGAUCAUUUUUUAAACAAUGGCAAACUUAACAAUAGCUUACAUUUUGUGGUUUUUUCUGGGAAUAUUUGGUGUUCACCACUUUUACCUCCGGCGGGAUCGCCAAGCCUUCGUGUGGUGGAGUACUCUAGGCGGCUUUUGUGUCGGCUGGGUUAGAGAUCUUUGGCGUCUUCCUGAGUAUGUGAAGGAGUGUAACGAAGACCAGAAUGUAGAUGUCAGGGACCGUAAUGACAACAGUUUUACUGUAAGAUCCAGAGGAAAACCGAAAGUAGGGUUUGCUAGAUUUUUUGGAAUGAUGAUGAUGGGAAUCAUUUUGGGGUACUUGGUACAGGCUGCGUGCCCCAAAGAAGUGUUCAACAGUCCAGGCAUUGUUGGUUGGAUUUGUAGUAUGGUGAUUCCUCCAUUUGCCGCUGCCAUCGGUGUACACCUUGUGGCCAACAUUGGACUACUACAAGCAAGCUUGAAGUGGCCAUUGAUUGGAGCAUAUUUAGGCAGUCUUUGGCUUUUAGAAGAUCCCAAUAAUAUUGGUAUGGUCAGUCUUUUGUCUUCACUGGCAACUUUUUUCCAAGGUUUUAGGUGGAAGCCAGUUCAGAAGCAUUGCGGACUUUGCAAACGUCUGACUAUUUUAAGCCUUCUGUGGACAGCAUACUUGUUGCUUUUGGGCUCAGCACUGUACUAUAAUGCUAACAUCAUCACAAAGGAUGGUGAGUCAGUCCCAUUGCGAGAGGCGGUCCACCACUUCUUCAAAUCUCCAGCUUGGACACAGACAAAGGAGUCAUUCAGGCGAUUGUGGUACUCUUUGCAGGCUCAUGGCUGGAGGAACGUUCUAAAUGAGCUGUUGAAGGAUUUAGAUCCACAAGGAGAGGCAAAUGCAUACAAGGUGCUCGGACUGGAUGACUCUGCAACCCAGGAAGAUAUCAAAGCUCAGUAUCGGAAACUAGUAAAGGAGUGGCAUCCUGACAAGCACAAAGACUCAGAAAAAGAGGAAUCUCAUCAAAGGUUUAUGGAGAUUCAACAAGCAUAUAACACAUUAUCUACGCUUAAAGCUCGCAGGACACAAAAAAGUAGCAGCUUUUCAGAAAAAAAGCAUACAGAAUUUUAAAUGUUUACAUAUGAUUUUGUCAAAUAUCUGCUGUUUUAUGUGAAUGAGGAUAGAUGGAAAUUACAAAAACCAAAAUGCAUUUGUGUGCAAGGCAGAGUUGUAUUUAUAAGAUGAGGCAGUUCAGAUCAUAUGUUCUGUGUCUUUAAUCUGGUAAUAAGCAUGCCAAAAAAGUUCUAAACAAUUCCUUGAACCAGAGUUAGUUACAGGGCUCAAAUGGUUUUACAUUAGGCAAACUGUCAGUCACCUAGAGUACAAUUUCUUUUGAGAAGGCACAAAAAUGAGAAAAUUUAUUAAUUUGGGGAGGUGCUAUUGAUGGUGCUCAAGGAUAGCUAUAAGAUAUUACUCUUGAAGGCCAAAUUUUCACCGGCUUGCAGGAAAGAAUGGAUUUGAUCUGGCGAAGGAAAGUAGGGGAGCUUGUCAGGCCAGAUGGAAGCAAUUAGCAAAAAAUGACUACUAGGGUAGCCAGCACAAUGUUUGCUCCUCACCUCACUCGCUCAGGUUGAACCAUUCUUUCCUACAAUAAGCUUAAAGUUUGGCUUUCAGAUGUAAUGACAUGAACAAAGUUAAUGUAGAACAUGGUUGGUUGGGGAGUAGAGAAUGUAGUGGAAAUAUAGCCACGACUAGUUCUGUUUAAUUUUAUAUUUUCAGUAUUGAUAUUUUAUCAACAUGACAGUGAACCAAGCAUGUCAUUGUGACAAAUGGUGAAAUGUUUCUGUGUGGAUCACAUUUAUUUUUAUCAUGACAAAAUGUGUCCAGAUGACAAAGUUGUAAAACUAUGCAAUUUUUUCGUGCUAGUGUAACUUGUAGACUACAGUUUUGGCAAAUGGCUUUUGUCGAUCUUUCACAACAUAUUUUCUGUUUGUCUUUCUUAUUUUGAUAAUAUUUAUAAUAUUGCACCAAGUUCUAGUUAGAAGCUACUCAUCAUGCAUGUCACACCUUCCAUCCCAAUUCAAAAGAAAGUCCAAUCUAUCAUGAUGCUCAAAUUAAAGAUACUUUCAACUGGAUAUUACUAUGGACCACUUUAAAAAGUGUUAAGAAGUUAAAAAGAACAUGUUAUCUAAAUUUGUUUUUCCCCAAACCCCAUUUUCUAUAAUGCAGCUAAAUAAAUUUAAAAUGAGGAACUUAUCACUUACUAGAACAUUUGAAUCUCAACAUAUUUGUUUCUGUAUUCACUUUAAAUUGUUGAACAUCCUUAUUAGGUGGUGGUCACCUAUAAUGUCAAAUAAAUAUAUACAAACUAUUUACAAUACCUUUGUACAUAAAAUUAAUUAGCCCAUUUUUUGACAUCCCUCUAGUUCUCUUAAUAUCCUUUGGGAAUAGAUGGUACUUGUAGUAAAUGUUUUUCAGUCUCAUUAUAAUCAAUGGCAGAAUUUCCCUUUAUUACAGACCAGAUGUACACUGCUGACUCUGCUGAGAAAUACUUUUAUGCAUACUAUUUUUCAAAAGAAAUAAAAAUAACCCGAUUUAUGCAAUAUUUUUGCUUUGAUAUCCUGCAGUUUUAUCCUGAAAUAUUGCUCAUCUAAAUGGCCUGUGAAUUACACAAUGUAUGAACUUUAUUCAUGUUAGCCGUUUGUCAAAAAGGUGUUUUAGUCACCUGUUUUGAAACUACAUCUAAUCAGCUGAUCAACAAUGGAAUCUAAAUCUGAAUAACACAUAUGACCUUCAGAUCAUUCUGUAUUUAUGACUUUUGUGUAUUUGUUUUAUUGGUAUUGAUCUGUAAAUAUUUAAUCUUUGUAGUGUGUAGCAGAAAAUGAUCAGUUUUCAGAUCAUUUAAAAAUAUUCAUGUCCUUCCAUGCAAUAAAUUAUACACAAGUUUUCAUUAAACUAUUUUUUAAGGAAAAUGAUCAACGAGAAAACAACUUUUACUUUUAACAAAUGAAAACAUCUGUAUAAAAAUAUAUUAUUCCAUUAAUAUACAAUAAACAGUUGGUUAACCAA
Messenger RNA from Pomacea canaliculata, 3166 nucleotides. RefSeq names its product dnaJ homolog subfamily C member 22-like. Gene Ontology annotation, cellular component: early endosome; plasma membrane. The record is from RefSeq and is a predicted model, not a curated record. NCBI's taxonomy places the organism in Eukaryota, Metazoa, Mollusca, Gastropoda, Architaenioglossa, Ampullariidae. Gene Ontology annotation, biological process: endocytosis.